AUGUCUGAGGGAAAGAAGAUGACAUCGAGCCGCAGGCAUCAUCUCAAGAGUCUGAUGCUGCAGAUCGCUGCUAGCUGGCUGGAGCAGGAGGCCAACGAUUUGGCAGCCGCCAAAGAAGCUUACAUGGCGGAGAAAUGCGCCGACCCCGACCUGAGCGGAGACCAGGCGGCUCUGAUGGAAAUCUGCAAAAAGCUGUAUCAGGCCCUCGACAAGAUCGAUGAGGACAGAUAUGACGCCGAGGCCAAAGUGGCGAAGACAGACAAGGAGAUCGAGGAGCUGAAGCUGAAGGUGGUGGAGCUGGCUGGAGUGAAGAAGCCCGCCCUGAAGAAGGUCCGCAUGUCUGCUGACGCCAUGCUGCAGGCUCUGCUGGGGGGGAAGCACAAGGUGACCAUGGACCUGAGGGCCAACCUGAAGCAGGUCAAGAAGGAGGUCAAAGAGGAGGCUGUGGAGGCGGUCGGCGACUGGCGUAAGAACGUCGAGGACAAAGCUGACAGGAAGAAGAUGUUCGAGACUUCCUAA
Messenger RNA from Xiphias gladius (swordfish), 519 nucleotides. Its product is annotated as troponin I, fast skeletal muscle-like. Gene Ontology annotation, biological process: muscle contraction. Bases 1 to 519 code for a protein of 172 amino acids. Gene Ontology annotation, cellular component: troponin complex. The record is from RefSeq and is a predicted model, not a curated record. The transcript is spliced from 6 exons. NCBI's taxonomy places the organism in Eukaryota, Metazoa, Chordata, Actinopteri, Istiophoriformes, Xiphiidae.